Messenger RNA from Danio aesculapii, 685 nucleotides. Its product is annotated as intestinal mucin-like protein. NCBI's taxonomy places the organism in Eukaryota, Metazoa, Chordata, Actinopteri, Cypriniformes, Danionidae. The coding region runs from base 113 to 685 and encodes 190 amino acids. The record is from RefSeq and is a predicted model, not a curated record. Gene Ontology annotation, cellular component: extracellular matrix. The transcript has 5 exons.
UCCUACAUUACCUACUAACACUACUGCUGUAACACCACCAUCUACAACAACAGCCACUACACCGGCUUUCAUUGUGUACACGGGGCCCCCUCCAACCCCCUCCCCUUCACCUAUGCCACAGGAAUUAAAGACAACUACAACAACUACCACUUGUUUCUGCAUAUACAAUAAUGUAAAAUACCCAGCAGGGUCAACUUUUAACCUACUUGAUAAGUGUUAUUCUGCUUAUUGCAACUCAUCUUGCUCUGUUGUACAACAGAUUAAUUUUGACAACAGCACGACAGACGCAUGCACUAUUAAAACAUGCAAAAAUGGAACGGUCACAUCAAAUCCUGUGCAUUGCGACCCAGUUGUAAUUCCUAAAUGUGUCAACGGCCUUGGACCUGUGAAGGUGUAUUAUAACAACCGGUGCUGCUAUAAAUAUGAGUGUGACUGUUUGUGCAAGGCCUAUGGUGACCCUCAUUAUAGAACUUUUGAUGGACAAUAUUAUACUUUUCAUGGAAACUGCACUUAUGUGUUGAUGGAAGAAAUCAUCCCGACAUACAAUAUCAGUGUUCAUCUUAAGAACUAUUAUUGUGAUGUUGUAAAACGUAUUGCCUGCACCCAGUAUGCAAUUGUUUAUUACAAGUCCUACAAAAUCCUGCUGAACAGCACUGAUGAUAAAGUGGUCCAUCUUAUUGCUUAA